Molecule: messenger RNA, 1677 nt
Organism: Cololabis saira (Pacific saury)
Lineage: Eukaryota; Metazoa; Chordata; Actinopteri; Beloniformes; Belonidae
Gene: crls1
Product: cardiolipin synthase 1
Exons: 7
Coding region: 128-1228 (366 amino acids)
Biological process (GO): cardiolipin biosynthetic process
Cellular component (GO): mitochondrion; membrane
Molecular function (GO): cardiolipin synthase activity
Source: RefSeq, a predicted model, not a curated record
UGUCUGUUUACGGCAGCAUGGCAGCCUGCUGAAGGACCGCGGUGACUGCACCUGUAUAUGAACCGGAGACCCGCCAUGACCGCUCCACCGCGGGUUGCGAGGCCAGCAGCUCGGUAACAGGAGGACCAUGAUGAUAACGACGUGUUUGCGGCGGGUGUCGUCGCCGCUGCUCCGCGGGGCGGCGACCCUUCCCGUCCCCGGCCCCGCGCUGCUGCUGCCCGGCCGCGUGUGCGGGCGCUGCCCCGCGCUAUGGCGGCUCAGACACUCGCCCGCCCCGGAGCUGACGGGGGUAACGCGGCUCCCGGCGGGCGGCGGCUCGGGCUGCUCGGGGCUCCGCCGGCUGAGGUGGACGGAGGGCGGCCCCGCGGCUGCGUGCUGGGGCGGGCUGCUGCCGCAGGGGGAGCCCCGGCUCCUGCAGGGGCCGGGAGGUCAGCGGAGGUCAGCCGCGGCCCGGGCCGCGCUGCCCGGGGAGAGGGGGCUCUGCAGCGGGAAGGAGGGGGGGCCGCCCCGCGGAGCGGAGCCCACACACCCGCAGGAACCGGGGUCGGACCCGGGGUCAGCACAGGGGCCGGCACCGGGGUCGGUACCGGGAGAGGGACUGUUCAAGUUCAAAGAACUGUAUGAGAACCCAUGGACGAUCCCCAACCUGUUGUGCGUGUGUCGGAUCCUGUUGGCUCCGUUCCUCGGUCACCUGAUCAUCCAGCAACACUUCGACCUCAGUCUGGCUCUGUUUAUACUCGCCGGAGCUACUGACCUGCUGGACGGCUACAUCGCCAGGACGUGGCCCACGCAGAAGUCUGCUCUGGGCAGCGCCCUCGACCCGCUGGCUGACAAGAUCCUCAUCAGUGUUUUAUACGUCAGUCUCACCUAUGCUGAACUCAUACCAGCUCCACUGACGGCUCUCGUGAUUUCCAGAGACAUCGGUUUGAUCGCUGCUGUUUUCUGGGUCAGAUACAAGACUGUACCUCCACCGGUGACCCUUAGUAAGUUCUUUAACCCCUGCUACACCACAGCGCAGCUAAAGCCCACUCUCUUCAGCAAGAUCAACACAGCCAUCCAGCUCUGCCUGGUGGCAGCUUCUCUAGCAGCUCCAGUCUUUCAUUAUACAGACAGUGUCCUGCUGCAGUGCUUAUGGUAUAUCACAGCUGUAACUACAGCAGCUUCGGGCUACAGUUACUGGCACUACGGGCGCAAGACUGUCCAGGUCCUGAACACCAGGUCGCCAUGACGACCGCCCCAGGAAUCCAAACCAAAGGAGGCAGCAUCGUCUGCAGUGACGCCUGUCUGCAGUGGCACGCAGAGGACAGACGGGCCCAUGGAGGUUCUCCAGGAGCUCUGAGAACAAGUAGCUGUGACAACCAUUGACGGGUCGCUAUGGCAAUCAGGCACGGAAAAUGACUGAAGCCACGGAUGCUUUUACUGCAACACUACAGAAGCAGCCGCUCCGCUGCCAGUCUGCUCCGGAGCCAUGUGCACGGAUGAAAACACAAAGAUCUGAAACGUACACAUCAACUACAUGUCAAGUGAUCGGGCAGGAGCUUUUAUUUUUUUUGCCACCCUGUUUAUUGAUAUUAUUUAAUUUUUUUUCAAACCCCAGGAUGCAAUGUCUAGCGAGUGAUUGUCACAUGGCAGUUUUGUAAGGCAGUGAUUUAUGAUUAAAAAAGGAAAACCCUGGUU